AUGUCUGAAGACGACACUGUACAGUUGGAUGAAGCGUUUAUCGCAUCGCUUCUAAGUGGUAAUAACUCUCUUACCAAAAAAGAAGCCGAGCAGCGAGCAGCGGCACUACGUGCCAAGAAGUGGACUUCUGCGUCGUCGGCGUUCGAGGAUGGCGUGACCCCCUACCCAGGCUUGCAGAUGGAAGAAGCCCGUCCCGUUGCUGAGCUGCGUGUUCUUUGCCACUCGCCCCUACUUACAUUCUUCUACUUCAUGCCGAAGUCGUUGCGAGUCACGAUAACCGAGGAGACGAACGAGUACAACAAGCAGCAACUGGACCAGCGCGCUGAAGCUAUUCUAGCUAAGCAAGGUAUCCGAGUUAGCGGGCGUCCUCGCAAAACGUUGGCUCAGAUUCGUCGGCGCUUAAAGUCAAGUCCGCUGUAUGAGACCCACAAGAUAUUGCACGUCGUUGGGCUUCUCAUUGCCCGUAUGCGCUGCCCGCAGCGGCGUCGUUUUGCUGAUCACUGGUCGAUGACUGAAGAUGGCGCUAUUCCGGCAGGGACGUUCGGUCGGUUUAUGGGGCGUAAUCGGUGUCAAAGCAUCUUACGCGACUUGCACUUUGUCGACAACAAGGCCACUCGCACACGUGACGAACUAUGA
Molecule: messenger RNA, 636 nt
Organism: Phytophthora sojae
Lineage: Eukaryota; Oomycota; Peronosporomycetes; Peronosporales; Peronosporaceae
Exons: 1
Coding region: 1-636 (211 amino acids)
Source: RefSeq, a predicted model, not a curated record